Molecule: messenger RNA, 1442 nt
Organism: Paramecium pentaurelia
Lineage: Eukaryota; Ciliophora; Oligohymenophorea; Peniculida; Parameciidae
Source: the annotation of a GenBank genome assembly
AUGACUCCAAUUAAAUUAGGAUUACGAUUAGCCUUUCUCUUAUUAUUUAAUUGGACACUUUUGUUAUUCUACUUUGCUUACAUCACAUAAGAUUAAGAGUUUAGUAUUAAUGAGACUAAACUAUUUAUAAAUAGCAUCUUUGAACAUCAUAUAUAUGAAUCUAACAUAAAAGAUUAGAAUAACAUAGAUAUAUAAAUUGAAAUGAGUGAAGAGGAAGAAUUUGAAUAUACUGAAGAAAACGAAAGAGAAAUUUAAUUUAUUGAUGAUCCAAAAGGAGAUCUAAUUGCUGUAGGAGAUGAUGAUAUAGACACUAAUUAUGAUUAUACAAUCUAAGCAAUAAAAGACAUCAAUCCUAUUAAAUAAAGUAUUCUUGUUACUAAUGAACCUAUUCGGUAAUAAACACAACUUAAUAUCCUUAAAGAUAAUAAUUAUUGUGAAUUAAAUAAUCUCUACGUUAUAACUCAUCAUCAAUUACCUAUCAAUAUAAUCACUGAUUAUCCUAAUGAUAACAUAAUCACUUUUGCAUUAAAUGCUGCUGGUAAAGAUCUACUACCAGAUGUAAUAUUAGAAAGUAAUAAAUUAUAUCAUCUACCCUUUAAUACUACAAUCUUUUUUAUGGAAAAUCUUAAUUUUCAUACAUAUUUUGAAAUUGGGUCUUAAUUUCUCUGUAAUUUCCAAGCUUACAAUCAUAUUCCUGGAAUUGAAAUAUUAUUCAAAAAAUCAUCUCUUUAUCAAAUUUUACAGAAAACUGAAGUUCCUAUACCAGAAACUUUUAUCAUGAAUAGUAAAUCUUCAUUUACUAUUACUUAGAUAUUACAUAAUGUUUAGAAUUUUUUAAGUAAUAUAAGAAUCUAAAUGAAUCAGAAUAUUUGAUUAAGAAUCAUAUUAAAAGAUAAAUUUCAUAAUAAACCUUAGAACACAAUUUUAUAAGAAGAAAAUAUUAAGAUGGUAAAAAUUGUGGAAUUGUGAUUGAUGAUCUUAUAAUAUAAAAGAAGGUUGAAAAUAGACAAAAGAGAUUCUUUGCUAUGUUAUUGAUCAGUCUUGUAGAUCCAUUAUAAUAUUAAAUUUUUGAUGGCUUCUAUUAUAAAAUACAAAAAGUAAAUAAAUCUUAAAUUAGGGUGUUCCUCUAGAUCAUCAAAGAUAUAAUGAAACAAUUAGUAAAAUGAUCAAUAAUCAAAUUGAAUAAUUUAUUCAUAAAAUCCCAAUUCUCAAAGAUAAUAGAUUCUUCUCUCUUCUAAGAAUGGAAUUUAUUGAAGCAGAUUAAAUUUAUCUAAUGUCUAUAAGUAUCAUUUUUAUUAUAAAAAAUAGCUUCAAAUAUUGAUAAAGAUACAUAAAUCAAAGAUUAUUUGACUAGUCUUAUAGUUUCUACCUUGUAAUUAAUUAAUUUCCAAUAAAUCUAAAGACUAUCCCUGUAUCAGAUUGAAAAUCAUUAUCAAUAUUGA